CAUUCACCCAGAAAACGUCUCGUGCAAGCAAAUAUUAUUAAAACCAUCAACCAUCAUGCACUGAAAAACUAUAAAUACUAAAUUUGUAGAUUCGUGCUUCGUUACAGAAGGUUUUCCAUGUCAUAGAAAAGCAAAAGAAGGUUCCAUUUAUAAAAAAAAUAAAAUAAAAUAAAAAAACCUUUUAUCAUAUAUUUGGUUAGACAAAAAAUAUGUAUGGAUCGUUCCUGACAGUCUUCAUGCUAUGUGCCCUAAUCAAGGGAACAACAGCACUGCCCAACCUGGAAAUUGAACAUUUGAACAACCUCUGGAUUUCACUUCUCUAAUGCUCACUUGGAGGGGACAUCAAAGAGGUUUGCCCACUGGUGAAAUGGGUGGGCACUUGUAGGGAGGCUGGGUGACUGCACUAAAUUAUGCUUUAAAGGAGUCACCUCAUUUCGGUCACCUUCAUCAAAGCAGGAUCUAAAGUCAUCUGCAGUGAAAAUAGAACAGGUGGGAGGAGCAGUUGGUCGAGUGAGCAAAUAGAGAGAUUAACUAUUUACAAGAUCUAAUAUAUAAUAAUAUAUAAUAUAACUAUGUACAAGAAUAUUACUGAGUGGGGCUGCCAUUUUGAUUUUACGGGGUUACGCUAGCCUUUUCUGUUGAGCUGAUGUUGAUCUGGGUCUGUCAGCAGUCAGCACGCAGUACAGGUGACAGGUGUGGCCUUGUAUGAGGACGGUCACUUUGUGGGUCUGGAGGAUGGAGGGAAGAUCCUACCAAGGGAGUGGAAGAGGAAACAGAAGACGAGUGCAGUCAGAUGAUGGCUGUUUGAAAAGACUCCACAGCGAGGCAGCACCAUGGAUCAGAUGGUGGAGAGAGAGAGAGAGAGAGAGGUUGCAGAUGUUGUGGUGGGAGUUGAGUAAGGGCGUGGGCACCAAUGGGAGGAGGUCCAGAGGAGAGAGGAAGUGUGAAUUAAACAAACUGCCCAGCAUUACAGUGGGAUGCAUCUGCUGCCACAGUCUCGUUGCCAAAGUCUGGAAGAUUUUUAAUCUCGCACAGGCCCAUGGUACUGAGCCUUGAAGAAGGAAGUGCACCCAGCUUGCUGCGGCAGAAGCAGGGAAAUGUGACACAGUAUCUUCCCCUGCUGGACACUUUGGUGAUAACAGAGAAAGGGGCGCAGCUCGAGCUUCAAGACCCAGACGCCCAGGUGAAACUGCUUCUCCAGGUGUGUGCCAUCAAUGAUGGAACAGUUAGGGUUACUAUUGAUGAACUCAACCCAAUUAGAGAACGCUACAAGGUUCCAGAUGUUCUGAGUGGACAGCCUGUCUGUGAGCGGUUAAAAGUGGUCGGGAGGGAAAAGGGCUCCCUGACUCUGGGCUGGGGUUCGGGUCAGUACCAGUUCCGGGUCAGCGACAGUCCCUUUCUGCUGGAGGUGUUGUGUGAGGAUGAGGUGACCGUCACACUCAACCCAAAUGGUCGGCUGUACUUUGAGACACUCCAGAAUCCACCCAAGCCAGGCCUGUCCACAGAGCCAAAUGAGCAGGACGGGGACCACAUGGGAUUGUGGAAGGAGACCUUUAAACAGUUUGUGGACAUCAAGGCAAAUGGUCCGAGCUCGGUUGGCCUGGACUUCACCCUCCACGGCUUCUCCCAUGUGUACGGUCUCCCGGAGCACGCAGACACCUUCCAGCUGAAGGACACCAGAGAUGGCGAAGCCUACCGCCUGUACAACCUGGACGUGUUUGGCUAUGACAUCCACAGCCGGUUGGGUCUGUACGGUUCGGUUCCGCUCCUUCUGGCCCACAAGCCCAAAAGAAGCAUCGGGGUUUUCUGGCUCAACGCGUCCGAGACGCUGCUGGACAUCCGGACCUCUGGGGACGGUCCCCCGGCCACAGGGGAGGGGGCCAGCCCACCUCCAGUGAAGAAGAGGAGGGUGUCUGCCCACACUGACCUGCACUGGAUGUCAGAGAGUGGUGUGAUUGACACCUUCAUCUUGCUAGGCCCCUCCCCAUCCCAGGCCUUCUGUCAGUAUGCAGAACUAACAGGAUACCAGGCCAUGCCCCCCUUGUUCUCCCUGGGUUACCACCAGUGCCGCUGGAACUACGUGGACGAAGCCGACGUGGAGGAAGUGGACGCUGGGUUUGACCUCCACUCCAUCCCUUAUGAUGUCAUCUGGCUGGACAUCGAGCACACGGACGGGAAGCGCUACUUCACCUGGGACCCAAAGCGCUUCCCCGACCCCGUGAGCCUACAGCACCACCUAGAGGAGAGAAACAGAAAACUGGUGGUCAUCAGCGACCCUCACUUCAAGAUGGACGCCCUCUGGCCCCUGUACUGCGAGGCCAGGCAGGGCGGCCAUUUUGUGAAGGACAGAACGGGAGAGCUGUACCAGGGGUCCUGCUGGCCAGGUGAUUCCUGUUAUGUGGACUUUAGCAAUCCUAAGACCCGGGCAUGGUAUUCCAGCCUGUUUGCUCUGGAUAAGUACAAGGGCUCCACGCAAUUUCUGUUUGUGUGGAACGACAUGAACGAGCCGUCCGUGUUCAACGGGCCCGAGCAGACCAUGCCCAAAGACGCAGUGCAUGCUGGGGGCUGGGAGCACCGGGAGUUGCACAACCUGUACGGAUUCUAUCAGCACUUGGCCACAGUGGAGGGUCUGCUGGCUCGGUCUGGGGGCACGGAGAGGCCCUUUGUCCUGUCACGCUCCUUCUUCGCCGGGUCCCAGAGGCUGGGUGCGGUGUGGACGGGCGACAAUCUGGCAACCUGGGAGUACCUGAAGAUUUCCAUCCCCAUGCUCCUGUCCCUGAGCAUCACGGGCGUGGCCUUCUGUGGAGCGGACGUGGGCGGGUUCUUCCAGGACCCGGAGCCGGAGCUGCUGGUGCGCUGGUACCAGGCGGGGGCGCUGCAGCCCUUCUUCCGCGGCCACUCCGCCAUACAGACCAAGCGGCGGGAGCCCUGGCUGUUCGGGGACGCCGUCACCGCGGCGAUACGCUCUGCCGUCCAGCAGCGGUACCGCCUGCUGCCCUACUGGUACACGCUGUUCUACCACGCCCACACCACGGCUCGGCCCCCGCUCAGGCCGCUGUGGGUGGAGUUCCCCAGGGAGCAGUGCACCUUUGCCGUGGAGCACCAGUACAUGAUAGGAAGUGCUUUGCUGGCAUGUCCAGUGACUGACCCUGGAGCCACAGAGGUCAAGGUUUUACUUCCGGGAACUGGUGAGAGCUGGUAUGAUGUGAGCACUGCUCAGGUCUUCAGAGGUGGCAGGACUGUGAGCUUCCCUGUGACUCUGGACACUGUCCCCCUGUUUCAGCAUGGGGGCGCGGUGGUCAGCCGGAGGACGGAGUCUGGAUCCUGCACAGCCGACCUGCAGAAGCUCCCCUUCACUCUCACUGUCGCCCUGGACUUGCAGGGCUGCGCAGAGGGGGACCUGUACCUGGAUGACGGAUACUCCUUCAACUUCCGGGACAGGAAGCAGUUUGCUCUGCGCCGUUUUUCCCUGGAGCGGGGUCGUCUGCUGAAUCGCUGCGCAGACGACAGGGGGAAGUAUGAUGCAGAGUGCUCUGUGCAGUCCGUCCGCUUCCUGGGGGUGAAGAAGAAGCCGUCUGCAGUGACUGCGCAGAUCUCAGGUCUCCUGAAGGAUUGCACUGAGGUCCAGUACCAAGCAGCGAGCAACAUGCUGACAGUGGGGGGCCUGGAUCUGGAUGUAGAAAAGGACUGGGAAAUUAGGAUCCUCUAGAAACUCAUUUUCCCAGCAUGCACUGCACACAAUGCAACAUGCACUGUGUAUUGUUCUGGAAUCCAGCCGACACAAAACCUUCUCACAAUGUUGCUGCAAUGUAGUGGCAAUGUGAUAACAUUGACAAAACAAUCCA
Messenger RNA from Anguilla rostrata (American eel), 3845 nucleotides. RefSeq names its product glucosidase, alpha; neutral C (gene ganc). NCBI's taxonomy places the organism in Eukaryota, Metazoa, Chordata, Actinopteri, Anguilliformes, Anguillidae. Gene Ontology annotation, biological process: N-glycan processing; carbohydrate metabolic process. The coding region runs from base 1040 to 3709 and encodes 889 amino acids. Gene Ontology annotation, molecular function: alpha-1,4-glucosidase activity; carbohydrate binding. The record is from RefSeq and is a predicted model, not a curated record. The transcript has 24 exons.